Messenger RNA from Salvelinus namaycush (lake trout), 1769 nucleotides. RefSeq names its product SPARC (osteonectin), cwcv and kazal like domains proteoglycan 1 (gene spock1). The transcript is spliced from 12 exons. The record is from RefSeq and is a predicted model, not a curated record. Bases 1 to 1377 code for a protein of 458 amino acids. Lineage: Eukaryota; Metazoa; Chordata; Actinopteri; Salmoniformes; Salmonidae. Gene Ontology annotation, molecular function: protein binding; calcium ion binding.
AUGUCGGCCUGCCUGGUCCUAGAGCCAGGAGAGAUGAGAGAGGAUACGAUGCUUUUCUGUCUGCUGCCUUUCGCGGCUCUCUUGCUGCGUGCGGAGGGCAGGCGCGGGGGAACCGUGGUUGGUAACAAAAACAUUGGCCACGCGUUGGACAACGACAAAUGGCUCAGCACCGUGUCUCAAUACGACAAGGACAGAUAUUGGAACAAAUUCAGAGAUGAAGUUGAGGAUGACUACUUCAAAAGCUAUGGUCCUGCCAAGCCAAUCAACCAAGCUCCGGACGCCACUAAAGACCCGUGUCUGAAGGUGCGGUGCCCUCCUCACAAGGUGUGUUUCAGCCACGACUACCAGACAGCCAUCUGCACCAACACCAAUCACAAGCAGCCUAGACACAGAAAAGAAAGAUUGGCCCACAAACACUGGGCAGGAGCAGGGGCCCAUGGGAAGUGUGGGCCGUGCCCUGUCAUCCAUCCCAGCCCCGUGUGCGGCUCUGACGGCCACACCUACUCCUCCAAGUGUAAGCUGGAGUUCCAGGCGUGCACAUCAGGGAAGAGCAUCGGUCUGAAGUGUGAGGGACCGUGCCCAUGUCUGCCUGGUCAGGAACUGGUCAAACCACACAGAGACAAGGCAGAGAAGACCGUCUGCAGUGAUAGGGACCUGCAUAGCCUAGCAUCCAGACUAAAGGACUGGUUCGGAGUUCUCCACCUCGAUGCCAACCGAGACCUCAAAACCUCUGCCAACUCUGAUUCAGCGGCAGGACGUUUUGACACCAGUAUCCUGCCCAUCUGUAAGGACUCUCUGGGUUGGAUGUUCAACAAGCUGGACAUGAACUACGACCUUCUGCUGGACCAAUCAGAGCUCAGUGCCAUCUACCUGGAUAAGUAUGAGCUGUGUAUGAAGCCCCUGUUCAACUCCUGCGACUCCUUCAAGGACGGGAAGCUGUCCAACAACGAGUGGUGCUACUGCUUCCAGAAACCUGACGGUCUGCCCUGCCAGAAUGAGAUGAACAGGAUUCAGACUCAGGGUCGACGGAAGAGUCUCAUAGGGGCCUAUAUUCCACGCUGUUCUGAGGAGGGUUACUUUAAGUCAACCCAGUGUCAUGGCAGUACUGGACAGUGUUGGUGUGUGGACAAAUACGGCAACGAGAUCGCCGGCUCCAGAAAACAGGGCAACCCCACCUGUGAGGAGGACCAAGAGACAUCGGGGGAUUUUGGCAGCGGGGGUGGUGUCCUUCUCCUUGACGACCAGGAGGAGGAGCCACCUCGGAGUGGGAGGAGCCGGCAGAAGCAGAGGCGGGGCCGGAUCCAUCCCAGAGGGGCCAUCGAGGAUGACGAGGACGAGGAAGAUGACAAAGAUGACGAGAUUGGCUACGUCUGGUAGCUCUGCCCCCACCUGCUCUCCUAUCAACCAACCAGGGACUCCCGUUAACUCUGCACAGACCUGAAGCCAUUCCAGCAUCUCCUUCGUCCCACCCCCUACCCCUCAGCAUCAGUCCAUGUCCAACUGACUUUUCCUUCCUCUUGUUCAUACCUUCAUUGAAGCUUUCUCUUCGUUAAUCCCGUCCUACUCAACCUUUAUAUAACGUGUCCACCUCCUACUCUCCUUCAGAUAAUGGAGACCUAUUAAAUUCAAACAAAGACUAUUUUAUUGUGUUUCCCUUUGCUUCAACUGUCCCCAAACCCUUCAAUAUUUGACUGACACCGAUUGCUAUAGCCUCGUUCUCUCUCUCUUGCUCUCUCAUCUCCCCUUUCUCUCUCUUUAUCUGCCUGUGU